AUGGUAGAAGGUGGCGGGGUGGGGAGAGAUCAACACCACCUGACCGAGAUCAAUCGCCACAACAACCGGCAGCAGCCUUCGGGCGAGGGGUCCAACCACCCCGCCACCGCCUCCAAGGCCAAUCCGGCCGGACACGAAGGCGCCCCCGACGGUGGGUGGGGGUGGGUGGUGGUGUUCGCCUCCUUCCUCGUCCACUUCCUCGUCGAUGGACUGGCUUAUUCGUUCGGCGUCUUCACGACAGACCUUGUGGAGCACUACGACAUCUCGCGACAGAGUGUUGGAUGGAUCAACUCAAUCCUCGUUGGAGUAACUCACAUUUCCGGACCCCUCGCAAGUAGACUAUGCGAGGCCUAUGGAUUUCGCGCCACCGCGAUCACUGGAGGUGUUGUAGCAGCGACCGGACUAGCCGCGGUUUUCUUUUUUUCAAGUCUUCCUUUCUUGGUUACCAUGGCUUCGGUUUGUUGUGGUCAUGGUUGUGGACUCGCCUACUUACCCGCGAUCUGCAUUGUAAGCGAAUACUUCACGGGGAAGCGGGCUCUGGCUGUUGGAUUGGCUGUUUGUGGCUCUGGGAUUGGUGGACAAUCAGGUAUUUAUCUAACAGUUUCUUUCGUUAUUUUUGCACCAGGCACAUUCGUAUUUGCGCCCCUAAUGAGUCACCUAAUUAGGAUUUACUCGUGGCGUGGAGCAAUGCUGUUGGAAGCUGGCUUGGUCUUGAAUUGUUGCGUGUGUGGAGCCCUUUUUCGACCGCUGAAAUCACCAGGACACGAAAUGGAACUGCGCUUGAGAAAGCCGCAUCCUCUUUCGGCUAGCUCGUACAACCUGGAGGGCCCGCCUUCUGCUAGUCUAAAUGAGGAGGGAGAAACUACGUCUUACCAGACGGCCGGUGGCAGUGCGUCGACACCCAGGCAAGUAGUCAACUAUAUAAUUUUUCGAUUCUUAACUAGGAAGCCCGUUAGCGCCUACAACUCUGAAAAGCCGAUUCGCCGUCAACUCAGCCACGAUCAACCUCACGCCAAACGCCAAUCCGCUUGUCGCUCCCGAUUCCACGAGUCGCUCCGGAGCGUCCUGAGCUUGCACCUGCUCAAGAACCCCGCCUUCAUCGUGUUCGCCGUCUCGAAUUUCCUCACGAGCCUCGGAUUCAACGCGCCCUUCCUGUUCGUGAUGGACAGAGCCACGCUGAUGGGGGUUGAUGAGGCCUCCGCGGGCUUCCUAGUGGCAUCGAUCGGCAUCGGCAACACCCUGGGGAGAGUGGUGGUCGGGGUCCUGGCAAUGACGCGACAUCGGAAACUUCGCCUGCACCUCUACACCGGGUCGUUGGUGCUGUGCGGGGUGAUAACUGCGAUGAGCUGCUGGGCACAGAGGUACCCUCUAAUGGUAGCCUAUGCCGUGGCCUUUGGAUUCCUCUGCGGUAAGCGCUCCUACGUGACUCUCUUCCCUGUCACUUUGGUUGAUCUGGUUGGAAUUGAAUUUUUGGAGGAGUCGCUGGGACUCAGUCUACUCGUAAUGGGAGUUGCAAUUUUUAUCGGACCCCCAGUUGCGGGUACGUUGCAGAAUCACUUUUAA
Molecule: messenger RNA, 1563 nt
Organism: Mesocestoides corti
Lineage: Eukaryota; Metazoa; Platyhelminthes; Cestoda; Cyclophyllidea; Mesocestoididae
Source: the annotation of a GenBank genome assembly